GAUUAGAAUGAUGAGUCGUGCGCUGUUACUGCUGCUGUUGGCGCUCGUUGGCGCCAGCCAUGCGGCGACACAUGUCAACAUCUCCAUAGCCCAGCAGCCAGCCACAAAUCCGGCUGAUGUCACCAUCAUUGAUGGAGAGGCGCCGGCUGAGCUGAAGGCGGGUCCCUACAGAAUGCAGCAGGAGCAAGGCUUUGCCAGAUUGCAGGAGCGACCACAACAACAGCAGCAACAGCAACAGCAGCAACAGUUGCAGCCACAGCAGCAACAGCAGCAAAUGCAAUCACAGCAGCAACCACUGACUCCACGCCAGGGUUUGGGUCUGCAGCCUGCUCAACCAGUUGCCGUCAAUCCCAAUGCUCGCAUGCCACGUCGUCGUAUGCACAGUCGUCGUCCUUCCUUGUACCAACAGCCGCCGCUCAGCGGACAAUUCCGUCAGCGCAACCAGCAACUGCGUCAGAAUCAGGAGUUCGAGCGUUACAUACAAUCCUAUCAUAGCCAUGGACCUACCGUGGAAACUGUCUUUGAAUCCUCCAGUCCUUCGCCUCAGCGCUAUACUCAAUCCAGCAGCAGCAGCAGCUCUAGUUCCAGUUCCAUAGCUGACGACGAUGCUGUGUCCAUUGGUGGCAGCAAAUCCCAGCAGCUGCGCAUGUUUGAGCGUCAGGUAGUUGCGCCUGCAGCUCCACAGGGCCAGAGUGCCAACGUGGAGCAGGCACCGGAUAGCAAACCCAUCUAUGAGCCACAGGCCCCGCUGCCAGCCUCAGUGCAAGCUGCUUCCAUUGCGCCUGCAGCGGGCUCGAGUUCCAGCUCMAGCUCCAGCUCUAGCUCUAGCUCGGUUGCAGCGCCAGCUCCUGCGCCUGCUUCGACUCCCAAUGAGUCUGCCUACGAUCCCUCCUUCGACAACAGCUACAAUCGACCCAGCUACGACCAGGGCGGCUACAGCUAUGGCGAUUCCCAGGCUGACUAUCAGGAUCAGUAUCCACCAAAUGUAGAUGAGGCGUCCAGCUAUGAUGACUACGCCGACCAGUCUGGCGGCUAUCUGCCACCACAGCGUGGCUAUGCGCAGCCCGCACCGCCACGCCCCGUUGUCACCAAGACCAUACAGAUUGUGCAGCCGGCGCUGAAGGCCAAGAAAUACGAAGUGCGUCAUCCGGCUAUCCAAAAGGAGUUCUACGACAUCGAAGAGCGCGUGGUUAUUAAGCCAGCUGGCACGCUGGUGGUGGAGCUCGAUCAUCCAGUGGCCAAGAUACCUAGAGGUGAGACAUUGCUGCCCUUAGGUCAUCCACAUCCAGCCGUUGCCUCCGCCUACAACAACAAUGGACAGGUGCAAACACAGAGCUACAACAACAAUGGCAACGAGUAUAGGCCAUCCUAUGAUACGCCACAGAAGGAGCAGCAAUUGGGCACCACCAUUGGCUCCAGUGUGACGACCAUGCCCAGCUAUGAUCAGGCGCCCAAGGAUGACUAUGUCGAGGCGCAGCUGCAACAGCAACCCGGACAAGGCAGCGAUGCUCUCGACGGCAAUCGUCAGAGCUUGCCAGGCCCCAGUCCCAGCUCCAGCUCCAGCUCUAGCUCCAGUUCGAGUGUCAUCGCCACCGAUGGCAAUGGCAACCAAUACCAGAUCAAUAAGAAGCAUCUCACACCCAAGAUGCUGACACGUGUCGAGCCGGAGCAACAGCCUGACUAUGAGUACGGACGCAGUGAGGCCAGCUAUCCAACACAGCGUGGCUAUCAACGCAAUAGCUACAAUCGUGCCCCAUAUCAGACUCCCAGCAAUGACGAUUACUUCAGUGGCGAGUUCCUGCCCAAUGCCAAUGCUGGCAAUGUGGAGGCCAAGCCAGCUCGCCUGGAGGAGGCAGCGCCACGCACGCAGAUCAUUAAGCACGAGCACAAGAUCCAUUUGCCGCCAUCUCAGCAUAAUAUUUACCUGGGCCGCAGUCGUCAGCCUGCGCUCAAGGAGCGUCGUAUCACAGAGGUGCAGGAGGUGCCCGCAAAUGUGGCCGAGCUGAAACCAUAUUUACGCAACCAUGCCGGACCCACCGUGGUCUAUGCCAAGUCAACGGUGCGCACAGCUGCACCACGCGGCUUCUACCAGCAGUCCUCACGACAGCGCAGUCCACUGGCCGAAGAGCUGGAGUACAGUGCUCCAUAUUCGCGCAUGCGUUAUGAUCCGGAGCUGGAGUCGUCCAGCGGCCGCUUAGUGGAGGCAACAAAGCAACCGAAGCCAGCUGCCAAGGCGCAAAUUAAUUUGCAAAUUCCGCAUCAGGAUGAUCGCGAUCAAUCCAUUGUAGCCACGGCCACGAUUACGCCACUCAAGCCGGAUUGUGACCAGCAGAAGGAGCAGCAAGAGGAGCGAUCCUCGCGCUUGCAGCAGUAUCAACCGCAGCAGCAGUUCCAGCGCUUGGUAGAGCCACCCGCACCCGCGCCCGUUGUGCCCACCACACAGGCCACGCCCACUCCCGCACAGCAGCCGCUCGAUGUGGACGUCUCCCUGAAUGGUGCCGCUGGCCAUCUCAAUCGUCAUCUGCAGCCCAAUGAGCGCGUCAUCUCAGCCACAGCGGCGCCCACCGAUGCGGCGGCCACCAGCGAAACAUUCCACAAACGCCGCAUCGUGGUCAAUCAUCCAUUCCAGACGGUGCGCGAGGUGGUCGAGCAUGAGCCCAUCACCAACUAUCAUCAGAUCCAGGUAAAUGAGCCCGCUUCACCUGCACUCUACCAUCAAGCCGCCUACUACCAGCAGCCGAUGCAGACACACGGAAAUCUUGUUCAAUUCAAAUCCACAUCGACUCAUGGCAAUCUCUAUGCGCAUUAUGGCUAA
Messenger RNA from Drosophila arizonae, 2815 nucleotides. RefSeq lists its product as uncharacterized. NCBI's taxonomy places the organism in Eukaryota, Metazoa, Arthropoda, Insecta, Diptera, Drosophilidae. The record is from RefSeq and is a predicted model, not a curated record.